AUGCCAACAACGUCGUCGUCAACAUCAACGCCUCUUUCACCCAGCGUGCGCAUCCUGCAUUCCGUCAGUGAAGCAAUGUCAGAUUGUCAUGAUGAAUCGCGGCGCGCCCGUAAGCGCGCCACCGACCGCAAAUCGCAGCGGAAUCAUCGCGAACGCCAGAAAGCCUACAUACAGCAUCUCGAGCAGUCCCUAGCUACAUUCAAGGCUGCUGCUGACUCGGACCAGCGUGUUAGUAGACUUGUUGCCGAAAUUGAUCGUCUCCAAAGAAAGUGCUCCUCACUGGAGCUGCAACUUGCCCGCGUCCGAGCCGUUGUUUGCGACACUCCCAACCAUGACGUUGAGCAGGUAUUGCCGCAAGAGACAUAUACUGCCUCCAAUCUUGGCCACGAUGACCUGGGACUAUCAGACCAAGGUGGGGAUUUUACUGCAGCUGGGGGGGACCUCCCCGACAUGCAAGUCGGCACGUGCGAUGCUGACAAGAGCUUGUCUGCUGAUGACAGCAAUUUAUCUGUCCGGGACUUGAGAAUGUAUGCUAUCGACUGCGAUCCGCCAACACGCGAUGGAGAUCCGCAAGCAGCGACCCCCUUGCAAGACAUCCCGGGAAUCGAUAUGGUGCAAACCGCCACAGACAUGAUUACCGAACAGCUCUUCACCAUGCUCACGCCCACCCACGACCCACUGGCGUCUCUGACCGACACAUGUCCUGUCGCAUUUUCAUCACCUUGCUUACCCCGGUAUACCGCUGCGGCAGGCAUCUCAGACCGGUGUCUAUUGGCCAUGCUAGAAGAAGCACGCGCGGAGCAUCGCCAGCGCAGCUUUGACACUACCAAGCCCAGUCUAAGGCGCCUUCUUUGUAUGCCAGCAUGCGACACCCUGGCUUUUCGGCUGUUUCACUAUAUCAAAUCGUACGGUGCCAUGCCGUUACAUAUACUUUUAUCUAUUUUCUGGGUGCAAUAUCUCUUCCUCAGGGUACGAUACUCCAUUCAACCGCUAUAA
This is a messenger RNA of Bipolaris oryzae ATCC 44560, 996 nucleotides long. RefSeq lists its product as uncharacterized. Lineage: Eukaryota; Fungi; Ascomycota; Dothideomycetes; Pleosporales; Pleosporaceae. The record is from RefSeq and is a predicted model, not a curated record. Gene Ontology annotation, molecular function: DNA-binding transcription factor activity. Bases 1 to 996 code for a protein of 331 amino acids. The transcript has a single exon. Gene Ontology annotation, biological process: regulation of DNA-templated transcription.